This is a messenger RNA of Lacerta agilis (Sand lizard), 2249 nucleotides long. It is a transcript of the gene TFAP4, whose product is annotated as transcription factor AP-4. Bases 39 to 1058 code for a protein of 339 amino acids. Gene Ontology annotation, biological process: regulation of transcription by RNA polymerase II. The record is from RefSeq and is a predicted model, not a curated record. Lineage: Eukaryota; Metazoa; Chordata; Lepidosauria; Squamata; Lacertidae. Gene Ontology annotation, molecular function: RNA polymerase II cis-regulatory region sequence-specific DNA binding; DNA-binding transcription factor activity, RNA polymerase II-specific; protein dimerization activity. Gene Ontology annotation, cellular component: nucleus. The transcript is spliced from 7 exons.
UCCUCCCUCCCUCCGCCUCCCGCGCGCCCCGGCCGGGCAUGGAGUACUUCAUGGUGCCCGCGCAGAAGGUGCCGUCGCUGCAGCACUUCAGGAAAUCCGAGAAGGAGGUGAUCGGCGGGCUGUGCAGCCUGGCCAACAUCCCGCUGACCCCAGAGACGCAGAGGGACCAGGAGCGGCGGAUACGCAGGGAGAUCGCCAACAGCAAUGAGCGGCGCCGCAUGCAAAGCAUCAACGCAGGGUUCCAGUCGCUGAAGACCCUCAUCCCACACACGGAUGGGGAGAAGCUCAGCAAGGCAGCGAUUCUCCAGCAGACGGCAGAGUACAUCUUCUCUUUGGAACAGGAGAAAACACGUUUGCUGCAGCAGAACGCCCAGCUCAAGAGGUUCAUCCAGGAGUUCAGCGGCUCCUCCCCAAAGCGGCGGAGGGCGGAGGACAAAGACGAGGGCAUCGGGUCCCCAGACAUCUGGGAGGAUGAGAAGGCCGAGGACCUCCGCCGGGAGAUGAUUGAGCUGCGCCAACAGCUGGACAAGGAGCGCUCUGUCCGCCUGAUGCUGGAGGAGCAGGUGCGCUCCUUAGAGGCCCACAUGUACCCCGAGAAGCUGAAGGUGAUUGCACAGCAGGUUCAGCUCCAGCAGCAGCAGCAGCAGGAACAGGUGAGGCUCCUGCGCCAGGAGACACCUGAGCACCAGCAGCAGGGCCGCCCCCAGCUCUUGUCGGCACACGGCCCCCCAGCCCCCACCCACCACCCGACUGUGAUCGUGCCUGCACCGCUGCCACCCUCUCACCAUGUCACUGUGGUAACCAUGGGCCCGUCCUCCGUGAUCAACACUAUCUCCACAUCCAGGCAGAAUCUGGAUACCAUCGUUCAGGCAAUCCAGCACAUCGAGGGGACACAGGAGAAGCGGCUGCUGGAGGAGGAAGAGGAGGAGGAGCGCCGUCGUGCCGUCAUCGUGACCCCUGCGCGGACCGGCCUGGAGCCCUCCAACUCAGACACGGCCUCCGACUCUGAGGCGGACGACAGCGACUCCAUGGAGCACAGCAAGGCCGAGAUGCCCUGACCCCCACCUGGCUGCGGGGGGCGGGCAGGCGGGCAGGGUGUGGGUGAGGGGACUUCGGAGAAACUUGCGCUGAAUUUUUUUUACAAAAUACCAUGGAAUUUGGGUCUCUUUUAUGACCUUUCGAUACUGUAAACGGGAGCGUUAGGACCUGCAGGGGCCGAAUCCUUGCCCUCUUCAAAGCCAACGGGGAGGGGGGCGGAGGGGAGGGGGCAGCAGCGCAGUGGUUUUCAGAGUGCCUGGCCUGCAUGCGACUGUGGGCCAGAUCUGGAACUCGGAGCCCCAAAUACUCGGGGGGAACGGUCAUAUAAAUUGCCUGCGGCCAUGCAGAGUGGCGGGUGUCCCCCAUCUCCUGGCACCCUCCUAGGCCCUGCUGGGUUGCCUUGCCUCCCCGGUUGUCCCCCCCCCCAAAUCUCUGGGAUAGACUUCUCUGGGCCUCCUGUUUCCUCCCUGCUGGUUGGCCUUGCAAGGGCCCCUCGAGGACUGCCUCCUCACGAGCUGUGCCCGGGGCUCGGCUCCUCGGCAUCACCCCCCGGGGAGGCAAAAGGGCCCGAGGGGGCGAUGGAAGGUCUGCCCAUAGCAGGGCCGGUGCCCACGCUGCCACCCCGCGGGCCCCUGCCUGCAGCCCCCUCCUGCAUCACGGGACGGCGGGCUUCCCUCCGUUCUCAGGGGGCCAGUUCAGGUUUUUGGCCUUAGCUGCAGUCUGGGUGGGGGGGGGUGUUCCUUUUCAAAGAUGGCGCCGUUUCUGAGGGGUGGGCCGCAGCCUGCCACGUUGGCCACUUUUGGCUCCCCCCCACCCCCCGUGGCUUCUUUCCUCCUUUUUUUCGAAGCACUUAAUCUGUUCCGUGGGUCCGACUGGGUCAUGAGGGCGUGCGUGUUCUGUGAUCGCUGCUUUUUGUUGCGUCCUUCCCCGUCCCCCCCCCCAGCUCCCCCCAAUUUGGCUAGAGGCCUAGGCCAGUGUUGUUUAGGGCUGUUGGUAUUUGGUAGGUUCCUCCCCAGCCGCAGCUGUUCCUCAGCUCUUUCAUUUUUUUAUAUGGUUUUUCUGUUUUGUUUUUGUUCCAUUUUUCUCUUUUUUUACAGUUUUCGGGUCUUCGUGUUCAUUGAGAUGCUAUUAUAUUUUGUUAAGAAAGUGGGAAAAAUGAGGCUUGUGCCUUUGUAAAGAAACAAAAUAAAGUUUGUACUUUGUUUUUUAGA